Molecule: messenger RNA, 1389 nt
Organism: Triticum urartu
Lineage: Eukaryota; Viridiplantae; Streptophyta; Magnoliopsida; Poales; Poaceae
Product: ethylene-responsive transcription factor 2
Biological process (GO): regulation of DNA-templated transcription; ethylene-activated signaling pathway
Molecular function (GO): DNA-binding transcription factor activity; DNA binding
Source: RefSeq, a predicted model, not a curated record
AGCCCCUCCACAAAAUCCACUGACAAACGCUCGGCGAAUCCCAAGAGCGAACUCAGAUCAUCCUACGACCAGACGCGACCACACAGGACAAGAUGCUGCUGCUUAAUCCGGCGUCCGAGGCGGCGGCGGCGGCGGCGGCGCUGGACAGCAUCCGGCAGCAGCUCCUGGAGGAGCCGGCGCGGCCGGCCUACUGCCGGAGCGCGAGCUUCGGCAGCCUGGUGGCGGACCAGUGGAGCGGGUCGCUCCCGUUCCGGCCCAACGACGCCGACGACAUGGUCGUCUACGGCGCCCUCCGCGACGCCUUUUCCUGCGGCUGGCUCCCCGACGGCUCCUUCGCGGCCGUCAAGCCCGAGCCCAUGCCCUCCCCCGCCUCCUACGACGGCUCCUGCCUCGGCAGCUUCCUCGCGCCGCCGGCGCCCGGGCCGGACGCGCCGUGGGCGGAGGAGGAGGCCGAGGUCGCGGCGGCGGCGUCGAGGGGGAAGCACUUCCGAGGCGUGAGGCAGCGGCCGUGGGGCAAGUUCGCGGCGGAGAUCCGGGACCCGGCCAAGAACGGCGCGCGCGUGUGGCUCGGCACCUUCGACAGCGCCGAGGACGCCGCGGUGGCCUACGACCGCGCCGCCUACCGCAUGCGCGGCUCCCGCGCGCUCCUCAACUUCCCGCUCCGCAUCGGCUCCGAGAUCGCCGCCGCCGCCGCAGCCGCGGGCCAGAAGCGUCCGUCUCCCCAGCCGGCGAGCCCCGACUCUUCAUCUCCCUCCUGCAGCGCGCCCGGGUCGUCGAAGAGGAGAAAGAGAGGCGAGGCCGCGGCAGCGUCCAUGGCCAUGGCUCUGGUGCCGCCCCCGCCGGUGCAGGCUCCCGUCCAGCUGACCCUCCCAGCCCAGCCGUGGCUCGCCACCGGCGCCGUCCAGCAGCUGGUGAGCUGAAGCGGCGAAGCGACAAGUGAUCGUUCUCACUUCUCACGAGUGAUUAGUUGCUUGAUGUGUUGAGCGACGUGAGGAACAGAGCAUCAAGAUGAGAUGAAUGGCGCGUAAUGCGUGGCUCGAAGAAACCUUGAUCAGCUGGAGGCGAUUACGCCGCCAUGCCGUUGUGAAAUUUGUGUGGUUCCGUGUGAAACCUGUCGCUAGGGUUAGUGGCGUUGGCACAGUAGCAAGUGGGUGCAGUGGAGUUCUGGAAGCCGGUUUGUAAGAGGCGGUGAGGGUGCAGGUGCAAAACUUGCACAGACCUUCUCUUCUCCAAUGGAGAAUCUUCUUUGUUCAACCGUUGUUUGGUACUAGUAUCAGUGAGUGAUUCCUUUCAAAUUUGCAGGUUUCCCACUGAAAUGAUAGUUUUAAUAAUACAACAUGGGCGUGCAUCACAGUUGUUUAGUGAGGAAUACAUCGAGAAAGGAUGAAA